Molecule: messenger RNA, 4861 nt
Organism: Stylophora pistillata
Lineage: Eukaryota; Metazoa; Cnidaria; Anthozoa; Scleractinia; Pocilloporidae
Product: bone morphogenetic protein 1
Molecular function (GO): protein binding
Source: RefSeq, a predicted model, not a curated record
AUUCUAUCUGUAAUUCUUAGAAGCUGCAGCCCCUGUAAGAGCCCUAGCUUACAAGAAAAAAAAUAGAAAGUUGACAAACGAAUUUGUUGGUUAAAUGCUGUUUUGGCAUUUUGUGGGGAAGUCACAAAGUGUGCUGUUUUUAUCCUGGACAACCACGAAGACCACACUAGCACAAAAUACCACUGUAAGUCCCAACAACACAUGCUUGCCAGGGAACACCAACAACAACAACCUCAAAUUAUAUGGCCUUAGUGGAACGUUUGAGAGUCCAAGAGAUCCUUAUAACUCCCAAUUUUAUCCAGGGAUGAGCUGUGAUUGGCUCAUUACUGUACCAGAAGGGAGCAUUGUAAAACUCAGCUUCGAACUAUUUGAUAUGGAUUUUUUGGCGACAGGUUCUCCUUUAUGGUAUUGCAGUGGUGAUUAUGUAGAGGUACUUAAGGGGAACAAAAGUGACAGUGGAAGCAGAGGAAAAUUGUGUGGUCUUACAAAUCCAGGGAUUAUCCGCUCGAGUGGUCGGUACAUGCUAGUGCGUUUCAGAUCAGAUUUCUUCUCCACCCCGUAUCAAUAUUACAAAGGAUUUAAUGCUACUUUCACAGCAGAGAAUAAACUAAUUUGUCCUUACAACGGUGAAGCACUUACUGCUUCUGUAUCACAUCAGAAGACACUGACGAAUCCAGGCUAUCCUUUGGCUCCUGUCAGUUUGUUACCAUCGAGGUGCAGGUGGAUACUUGAAGUACCGGAUGAACUUUCCACUGAUGGAGCAUACAUAUUGAAAGUUACAUUUAAUGACUUCAAUCUGCAAGAAUAUUAUGAUAAACUCACAUUUCAUGAUGGUAUCAGCUCAGCAUCAAAGCGUCUCGGAAAAUCAUAUACCGGAAGAGUCCAUCCUGAUGUUCUUUAUUCUACUGGACGCCACCUAUUUGUUGAUUUUUCUGUGGAAGGAAAACCUUUAGCGGGCGUAGGCGGUUUUAGUUUAAACUUUUCAGCCGUGGUCAGAGAGGAAGCCUUAGGAGUAUGCCAAUCGCUAGACGGGAAUGCCAAGCGUAAUCGCCUCACUGGUUCCUCUGGUUCGCUCUUUUCCCCUUUCUACCCUGUUCCUUAUCCGACUAAUUCCAGUUGCAUUUGGGUGAUUUCCGUUCCUGCUAACAAAAGAGUAAAGCUGAUAUUUGAUAAGAUUGAAAUUGAUCGGAAGGACCACGUACAAAUACUUGAUGGGCGAAAGUCGUGGAGUAAAGAGCUAGCUGUUUACCAUGGUUACAACUUGUUUAGUACUGGGUCAGCGGUGUACUCGACUCGGAAGUACAUGCGGAUACAGUUUCAUUCCUAUCAGGGCUCCUCGGAUUAUGCUGGAUUUAAAGCACAUUUUGAGGCUGUGGAUCCGCCUGUAAGUUCCGAGCAGACAUGUUUUCCGGGCAACAUUUACAACAACAAUCUGAAAUUAUCCGGUUACAAUGGAACUCUUCAAAGCCCAACAGGUGGCGAAGGGUAUCUCUCUCACUCUAGCUGUAACUGGCUCAUUGCUGUCCCAGAAGGGUACUAUGCAAAACUCAGCUUUGACACCUUUCAAUUGGUUCAAACUGACAUGUCAGGAAGAUGUGAUGCAGAUUAUGUAGAAGUUGUAGAUGGGGAAGACAUCUAUGGUGACAGCGAAGGGAAAAUGUGCGGUUCCAAUGCACCAAAGGAAAUCUCCUCUACCGGUCGGUACAUGAGGGUGCUUUUUAGGUCUGGUCCAAUCAGAUCAUCUUUCAGGGGAUUGAAAGCAACAUUUACAGCGCUUCAUGACCCACCGAAAACUAAAGCUGUAAAUUCCUACGAGUUAUGUUACCCGGGAAACGUCCACAACUAUGAUUUGAGAUUGACCGGUUCAGAAGGGAUUCUAGAGAGUCCUUUGACCCACUACCCACCGAGUUUAUUUUGUGAAUGGCUCAUCACUGUACCCGAAGAACAUAGUAUUGAACUCAGUUUCGAGAGAUUUCAGUUGGAUCCUGAAGGCUGCAGAGAUUAUGUGGAAGUUGGAGAUGGAUUGCCCUUCUCUGACAAAUCUUUGGGAAGAUAUUGUGGAACUACGAUUCCCAAAGCCGUUAGUUCAAGUCACCGUAAUCGGUAUAUGUGGGUUCAGUUCUACUCUGACGCGGAUUAUGUAGGCAGAAAACCACACAGUGGAUUUAAAGCCACCUUCAAGGCCAUAUCAAGUUCAGAGUCACGUACGUUGGUGACAGCCGUUAUUGUAAGUGUAAUAUUGUUUGUUGCACUGAUUUGCCUUCUCGUUUGUUUGGCGAAACGAAGUAAAAGAAGAAACCGAGAAGCAGCGGAGAGAAUUCGAAUGGCUCCAGUAUCACGCCGUACUCAGUCCGAACCUUUUGACACCACAACACCUCCAGUAGAUUACGUUCCCAACGAAGCCCCAACGAACGCAGACAUACCACCCCCAGAUUACCCAUACCCACUAGAAUCGCCACCACCCUACCCCGGUAAGGGACAGAUUCCACAGUUUCCACCUCCGGGACAGUCGUAUCCAUGGUUACAAAGUGCGUCGGCUGAAGAAUCAGCUAUCCAUGAGAAUGAGAAUUCGUGACGUUCUUUUGACGAUUUUAUUGCGGGAUUGUAGUCGUUAGAUAAGUUCAAGUUUCAAUAUGCGAUUGUGGAGACGAACGAGACACAAGCGUGCUGUACUGUCUAUUCAGAGUCAGCCGGGCAGAGAAGCUUACUGACCUUUUCGGUCUGUUUAGCUUUCUCAUGCUUGUAUUCAUUUCCUUCCUGUUCUCACGCCACGUUUCUUGGGCUGAUGCUUAAGGAAAAGUAAAACACAAAUACAUCUUACUCUUCAUAUCGGAUAAUUAUCAUCAUCUAGCUGUUAUGGGUGUUUUCAUACCUCGUUGGAGCAAUCUGCGCAGACUGUCAUCUCAGACGUGGCCCAUCCUUUGAAUUUUUCCGACAACCUGGUUGGCGAAUUACAACCGCCAAAUGUGACUAAAGAGUUGGUUUGUGAAGGUAUAUCAUUCAAUUACAGAAAUCGUAAGGGGGACUAUGAUUACAAUGACUUAUGGAAGAAGAAAAGCGACGCUUACCAAACGGAUGAAGAGAAAAUAGUUUGUUGUUGAAGUGAAAUGGCAACGAAGUCUACAGAAUUUAUUUUUAAUUGGAGCAAUCAUAGCCGGAAUACAAUUCAUUUAACUCAAAUUUGAAUGAAAUCAAAAGAAUUAUCAUCGACAUAGUUUUGCUAAUUUAUCAAUGACUUUCUUUGAUUUCUCUUUUAGUGGAUUAUUUGAAUAGCUGAACAUACGCUAGACAAGUGUGGCGAUAUGAAAAGCCUUAAACUCACCUUCCAUUUGGCCCUCUUCUGUUCCCUAAGUUAAGGUGUGACAGGGUUUUUACGGAAUACAAAGAGAUUGUGUCAUUGAGCUAUUCUUAGUCACGUAACUUGAUUUAGUUAUUCUUGAUGCAUUUUUUUCUCUUUAGUCCUUGCUUACACAGGUAGUAGAGGCUUGAACUGUGCUUUAGAGGUAAAGAGAAAAACAAGAAGUUGUAACCUCCAGCUUCAUUCACUGUUUCCAAAUAUUCAGGUAUAAUUAGUUCCUUACUUGGAAAAAGACCAUUUUCUUAUUUAUACACAUUAACUUCAAACCUUUCCUCUUACUUUAUCAAUGAUGUGAAACAUAAUGUAUUGGUAGAAGUUUCUUUGAUGUAAACUUGGUAGUAAAAACUAUCGAUACAAAGGAACGACGUUCAACCUGUCAGAUCUCGUUUUCAGGUUCUGUUAAAAGAUAAUAAGUUAUAAAGAAUUGUCAAGAGAAUAUGAUGUUUUAAAAACGGAUGAGAACGCAAAAAGCACGAAGGCGUGGGAAAAUUACAUAACAGUCCAUUUUAUGGUUGGGUGUGUGGUUGCCAAGCCUUUGGACGAGAGUGAGGCUAAGGGUGACCUUGUUAUGAUACAAACUUGCAGCUUUUCAAAUGUAGAUGACAUUAUCGUGCUUACUAGAUACUGGUCCCUAUCACAACAAGGUCACCUUCAGCCUCACUCCAAAUCAAAGGCUGGGCAACUAAGUACACAACUGUAAAAUGGCCUAUUACAAGCCACCAAAAUAUUUGAGGUGAAAGAAUAGUAAAAAAAUAGCUUCGAGGGGUUUGAGUCGCACUGUCUGUUUAACAGUGGUUUCAGUUCCUUGACAAAGAGCAUUUCAAAAAUAAGACAAUCAAGUUUGUUCUGGCACUUUCUUGAUAUAUUAAAACUUCGCAUGAUAUUUCCCGGUUCCAUGUCAUGCCCCUUUCUGAGAUGAUCUCCGAUCGCCGAUCCUUUGAGGACUGAAACCACAGCUAAACAAACAGUGUUACUCAAUCCGUGCGAAGUUAUUAUUUAAGACUAUUCUUUUAACUUAAGGGCCGGUCUUGCCCAAACCGCGGUUUUAUGCAAACAGUGGGUCUUACGUAUUCUCAAGAAGGAGGUUGUUUUCAUGAGAAAAAUCCCCUUCCGUUGCUAGCUUUCGGCCCUCUUGAAACUGGUUACUAAAUGAAUUUUCAGCCGAGAUAAAAGAUUCAGCCAACUUUAAGAUAGUUUAGAUCGCAGUUUUGAAAAACAAUGGCUUAACUUUGUUUAAAUAACCGGCCCAAAGAUUUCGAUUGUUUGUAAUUAUACAAUUUUAACAUAUCAUUAUGCUUGUUAUAGUCUCAUUCGUUUUUAAACUCUUUUAUUUGUAUGCUGAUUUUUUAUGAUUCUUACAUUUUACUCCUAAGUUUCACAUAAUAGAAGGGGAUUGUCAUCUCUGUUGUAAUUGAAAGACUAGAAAAAAAUGUAGGUUCAAUAUAAACUAAAAUCAAGAAAUCGCCAAACGUUUCUCUUUGAAAUAUAUUCGCUUCCCUUUUG